AAUUAAGCAGUAUUUGUAUUUCACAUCGUGAAGCGUUCACCGCGAUCCUCGUUCACAUUAUACUUCGUAUUUUCCUCUUCGCAAAACAUUCCCCAAAUUGUUUAAUCUUCUACGCAUUCUUCCUCUUUUAGCAUCUGAAUUUUUUGAAGAUUCAGCAAACUAGUUCCAAAUUGGAGUUUUUUCUUCUUUCUUUUCAUCCCAAACAGGAUGAAGGCAGGGUUUAAUGGAUUAAAGGGUAAAGAAAUUUCUCUUAUUUCCAUUGUUUUAAUGUGUAGUACCAUUAUUUUAUGGUCAUGGGAAAGAACACCUGGUCUUUCUGCCUUUCUUCCUCCCCAAUCACCACUGCACCUGUAUACAGAUCAUUUAAUUAGCAGGUCUUCAGUGAAGGCACCACCAGAUCUACAUAAACACGUGUCUGAACAUGACUCAUCAAUGCCAGAGAAAAAGACUACUGAUGAGCUACAAGAAAAAGAUCUUGAUUUAGCAUCUCAGACAAUAUCUGCACAAAGCUCUUCUGGAAAGAGCAUGGGUGAAAGUAUUACCAAAACUACUUUGCAUACAGAACAGAUCCCGUCAAGUGUGUCCAAUGAAGAAACAAAACAUGAAAAAAUUUUGGAAGCUGGGAAAAGCCAUGGCAUACAAACUUCUUCUAACCUUACAACAUUUGAGGCUAAAAGUAAUGAAGCUAAGGGGGAGAAUAAUUCCAAACAAGAACAACCUAAAAUAGAUCUGAUCACGAACAUUCCACAAAUAAGCUCUUUACCUGUCACAAAAGAAAGCUGGAAUAAUGCUACAGAAAACAAUGCCUGUAACUAUGCAAAAGGAAAAUGGGUCCCAGACAACAAACGGCCUUUGUAUUCAGGUUUUGGUUGCAAACAGUGGCUCUCUCCGAUGUGGGCUUGCCGCAUGAUGCAACGUACCGAUUUUGCAUAUGAGCAGCUUAGAUGGCAACCAAAAGAUUGUGAAAUGGAGGAGUUUGAAGGAUCUAAAUUCUUGAGAAGGAUGCAAAAUAAAACUCUAGCUUUUGUGGGAGACUCAUUAGGCCGGCAGCAGUACCAGUCUAUGAUGUGCAUGGUAUCUGGUGGUGUAGAGAUGAAUGAUGUUGAAGAUGUGGGUAAAGAGUAUGGAUUGAUUGUAGCUGGGGGCUCUGCCCGUCCUAAUGGGUGGGCGUACCGUUUUUCAAGCACUAAUACUACCAUUUUGUACUACUGGUCGGCAAGCUUAUGUGAUGUUGAACCUAUUGAUGUAAACAACCCAAACACAGAUUAUGCAAUGCACCUUGAUCGACCCCCAGCAUUCCUGCGUCAAUUUCUACACAAGUUUGAUGUCCUGGUUCUCAACACUGGUCAUCACUGGAAUCGAGGAAAACUAAAUGCCAAUCGAUGGGUAAUGCAUGUUGGUGGAGUGCCAAAUACUGAUAGGAAGCUAGCAUUGAUUUGGGCUGCCAAGAAUCUUACAAUUCGCAGUGUUGUUAGUUGGGUGGAUUCACAGCUUCCAAAACAUCCAGGUUUGAAGGUUUUUUUCCGAACCAUUUCUCCUAGGCAUUUUUUCGGUGGGGAAUGGAACACAGGAGGCAGUUGUGACAACACUAAACCAAUGUCGGUUGGAAAAGAAAUACUGGAAGAGGAGUCCAGUGACCCAGUUGUUGCAAGUGCGGUGAAGGGAACACGGGUCAAGCUCUUGGACAUAACAGGUCCUUCUCAGCUUAGGGACGAGGGUCAUAUAUCACGGUACAGCUUAACAGCAAAGCCUGGUAUGCAGGAUUGCUUACACUGGUGUUUGCCGGGUGUUCCUGAUACAUGGAAUGAAAUACUUUUUGCUCAAAUCUAGUUUGCACAUACCCGAGUAUUUAUUUGGCCGCGAAAAGGUGAAAGCCAUUCCUUGGCUAGGAAAAAAUCACUUUUGUGGAGGAUGCAGUCAUAGGACUAAGCUAUACUAUGUCCCGAGUUCGAAUUAUAGAGCUAAUUUGGCGAGACAAUGAAAGAUAUAGCGAGCGCAGACUAGUUAUACCUCCCUGCCUUAAAAAUAUCUUUGAUUAGGCAAAAUAACUUAUUGGACAUGUAAAUUAAUUACUUUCUUUGUAUGGUCCCUUGUGCGUCCUCAGCUAAAAAGAAUGGUUGAUAGUCGAAGUUGCAGUAGAGGAUUGCUGGAAGAUUGUUACUGAAGUGAGUUCUUAGCCUUUGUUGAGGAUUAAAUCAAUAUAGGACAAGAUGCUGAUGCUCUCUCCUUUUAAUAUUUUUUUUUGGGGGGAGAGGGUUGGAACAGAAUUGUAUGUUCUUAGUUUCAAAUUUUAUUGUACGUUAUAGAGAAGCCAAAGCAUGCCCUGAUACAUGCUGUGUUGAAUAUACUGAAAUUAUCUUCUACAAUACAGUUCACAUGUGAUAAUAUUUUAA
Molecule: messenger RNA, 2393 nt
Organism: Lathyrus oleraceus (garden pea)
Lineage: Eukaryota; Viridiplantae; Streptophyta; Magnoliopsida; Fabales; Fabaceae
Product: protein trichome birefringence-like 16
Exons: 6
Coding region: 208-1830 (540 amino acids)
Biological process (GO): xyloglucan metabolic process; plant-type secondary cell wall biogenesis; xylan biosynthetic process
Cellular component (GO): Golgi apparatus
Molecular function (GO): acetyltransferase activity
Source: RefSeq, a predicted model, not a curated record